Molecule: messenger RNA, 1578 nt
Organism: Lathyrus oleraceus (garden pea)
Lineage: Eukaryota; Viridiplantae; Streptophyta; Magnoliopsida; Fabales; Fabaceae
Exons: 7
Coding region: 1-1578 (525 amino acids)
Biological process (GO): telomere maintenance; DNA repair
Molecular function (GO): DNA helicase activity
Source: RefSeq, a predicted model, not a curated record
AUGGAGUCUGAAAGGGUUAGGUGGCUUAGAAAAAACCAAUUGAAUCUAAGAGUUGAAAAGUAUCAGAAUUUGAUUGAAUCAAUUUAUAAUAAACAUGUUGUUCCAUACAAUCCCAAAUUGUUGAAGAAGUUUCAAGCUCACAUAAAUAUAGAGUGGUACAAUCAAAGUACAUCUAUCAAAUACUUAUUCAAAUAUAUUAACAAAGGCUAUGAUAGAAUUACUGUUGCCAUUGUUUCAAGUGAAGAUGGAAAUUCUGCUGAAGAACAGCGUAUUGAUGAAAUCAAAGAAGCCAAGUGUCACGGAAUCAAUUUUUACAACAUGGUUUGCAGCAAGCAACAAAUAUUCAAAGGCCAGAGAAUUAACAUACAACAAAUUUAUUUCGAAGUUUGUCCGCGCAUUUAUGACGAUAUCAAAAUUGUUAACAAUUUCAAAUACGACACAUUUCGUGAUGUGUGUUUUGCUAUGGGGUUUAUAGGAGAUGAUAAAGAAUUCAUUGCAGCAAUUACAGAGGCAAGCAAAUGGGGAUCAGAACUGAGUUUAUCUGAUGAAGAAAUUACCAAUUUAACAUUAAUUAAAAUUGAAAAACUUCUUCAAAAGAAUCGCAGAAGCUUAUCUAACUAUCUCAGAUUGCCUAAACCAAUUGGAUAUAUGAACAGAGGGAUGUGUUCAGAUCAAUCAUCAAUAUCGUGGAGAAUCAAAGAGGUGGUUUUUUUAUAUGGAUAUGGAGAGACCGGUAAGACAUAUAUGCGACAUACUUUAGCUUCGUAUACAAAUUUGCAAAAGCAUAUUUGCUUGACAGUUGCUUCGUUUGAAAUAGCAUUGAUAUCACUUCCAGGAGGUCGAACAACACAUUCAAUGUUUAAAAUUCCAAUACCAAUGUUGGAAUCAUCUACAUGUGGCAUAGAACAAAAAUGUGAUUGUGCUAAGCUUCUAAAUAUUUCCAAGUUAAUCAUUUGGGACGAAGCUUUAAUGGCUCACAAAUAUUGUUUUGAAGCAUUGGAUAAAACACUCAAAGAUAUUAUGUAUGGAUCAAAAUCUUCAAACAUAAUAUUUGGAGGAAAGAUUGUUGUCUUCGGUGGUGAUUUUCGACAAAUUCUUCCAAUUGUACCAAGGGAUAGUAGUUCUGAUAUAAUUCAUGUCGCUCUUAAUUCCUCAUACGUAUGGGAUCAUUUCAAGAUUCUAAGGCUUACUAAGAACAUGAGACUUCAACAACCCAACACGAAAUCAACUGAUUAUGAAUUGGAACAAUUUUCAAAUUGGAUAUUAAAAGUUGGAGAUGGAAAAUUGGUUGAACCUAAUGAUGGAUAUGUAGAAAUUUACAUAUCCAUUGAAUUCUUAAUCACUGAUUUUGAUGGUCCCAUCCAACCCAUAGUUCAACACACAUAUCCUAACUUUAAGCAAAACUACCAUAAUGAAGAUUUCUUGCAGUGUCGAGCAAUUUUAGCAAGAAUUAUUGACAUAGUCGAUGUUAUCAACCAAUAUGUUUCAGGUUUGAUAUCAUGUUUAAUAUCUUUACGGGCUUCAUACUUUUAUAGGGGUGAAACUGAAACUCCAAAUAUUAAGGGAGUUCUUCCUUGA